Parnassius mnemosyne (clouded apollo) is the source of this 2106-nucleotide messenger RNA. The record is from the annotation of a GenBank genome assembly. NCBI's taxonomy places the organism in Eukaryota, Metazoa, Arthropoda, Insecta, Lepidoptera, Papilionidae.
GUCACUCUCGAUCAAGCACGGCGCAGGUGUGGCCGUAUGCUUUCCGUGCCUUUGUCGUAAAAAAUAAAGUCAAUAAAAACGAAGUGUAUCUUUUUAAUUUGUGUUUGUUUUGUAGCUGCUAGUGCACAUUGUACAAGGAAAGCAAGUGAUCUGUACGAUGCGACCAUUUUUGUUAGUGUUAUGCUUGGUGGUGGGCCUGAGUAACGCGCGAUGGCUGAGACGAGGCCGCACAGACCAACCAAAAGAGACCAGCUUCAUCGGAGAAGCAACUAACGAACUUUCUACUACUAUCUUUCAGGGUUACAUAGAUGAUAACAGAAAUAUUGCUUUUUCGCCUCUUGGAUAUGCAACUAUUCUUGCCAUUUUAGCUGAAGGAGCCAAAGGCGAAACAAGAAAUCAGCUAAUCACAGCAUUGCAUUUGCCAGAAGACCAAAAUCUUACCAGAAAAACUUUCCGUUAUAUAAUGGAAAGGCUUAAAAACACAAAUGAAUAUAAAUAUAACCAACCUGAAUUGAAAAAUUUCUUUUAUAUUUACAAAAACUAUACCAUUAACGAGGAUUACAAAAAGAUUUUGGAAGAUUAUUAUCUAACAGAUGUUAGGUCAGUAGAACGGUAUAACUCAGGAAUGAUAAAGACGGAUGAUACCAAUACUGACAGUGAAGCAAAUGUUGAACUGCCCAAGAAAAAAGAAGAUAGUGAAAUAAAGGAAGUUAUUCCUGAGCUUGUACCUCCUAAAGAAACAGAAGAGAAAUUUAUCUCUUUCGCUGUCGAGGAUAAACCUGAAAAAGUUGACAUUUCACAAACAGAAUAUAAACCGGCAAAGAACAUUAAGGAGAAGAUCAAACUAGUUAAGGCAUAUUCUAAAAAAGGAAAAGAAGAAUCGGACGACGAAGAAGAAACGAUGGUAGCUGUUGAAGCAAGAAAUCAUGCUAGGAGCUUGAAAAUCCUGCAAGAUAAAAAUGAUAUUACUUCAAGUGUAUCUGUCAAUAGCGUUGGGAAAAAAUCUAUUAAAACUUCUACAAUAGAUUCUCUGAUGAUUAUCUUCAAUGGAAUGUACUUCCGUGGCUCCUGGAAACAGCCUUUCGAAGCAGUGGAAAAUGGUGUAUUCUACAAAUCCAAUACGGAGAAAAUACAAGUGCCAAUGAUGAAGACUACGGGGACAUUCAAGACCAGUUCGCUCCCAGAUUUAGACAGUGAAGCCAUUUUGUUACCUUAUGAUGGCGGACGAUACGCACUCCUGUUGGUAGUGCCACGUUCACGAGACGGUCUGACUCGUCUCACUGCUGACUUGCCUUCCGUUCCUGUCUCCGAAAUACAAGAAACACUUCAAGACGAAGAAUUACAAGUGUCUUUGCCGUUGUUCAACGUGGAGACAACUACUAAGCCAAUUGCGGCUUUAGCCAAGUUUGGAGUGAGUAACAUAUUUAGCCGAGAAGCUGAUCUCUCUGGUGUAUCGCAAGACGAGGGCUUGUUUGUUCAAGAGCUCGUGCAACAUGUCGCCGUCCGCGUGGACAAUGCUGAUUCAACUGCGAACGAACUUUCCGUUGCAAUCCCCGGAGUGCAAUCGCUAAAGAACAUCCCUCUCUACGAGGAGAGAUCGCCACGCCGCUUCUAUGUGGAGCAUCCAUUUAUCUUCUACAUCAUCGACCGUCUGGACAACCUAGUUGUAGUUGCUGGUAAAAUUAUUGAUCCAAAACAACCUACACCGUUUAGAGUUUAAAAUGCAGAAAUAUGUUUGCAUUUUAUAAGGAUAGGUUAUAUUUAAGCUGCUAUAUUAUAAUGGCUUGUUUGCUUUUAUACUUUAUCUGAAUUAUAUUUUAUUCCGAUAAGGAUUACAUUAUUUAAGCCCACCCCCUUAUAAUUCCUUUUUUGGAUAUUAUCAUUAGUGUCUAUGUUUUGUAUUUCGUUCAAUACUUUUGCUGUGAGAUUAAAAUGUUUUAGAUGAUCCUUAUAUUUUUAUACCUGCAUUUGAAUGAAAACCAGAAGCAUUUGAUAACGAAAAAGUACACAGCGUAGAUUAAGUUAACUUAAGUUUUUUAAUUUAUUAUUAUUUUUUUAUGAAUGUUGUGAAUUGUGAUAACGAUAUAGAAUAAAUUAUUUAUUUUC